GUGCUCAUGUCCACCUUGAGCCAAGCCGUCGCCGAUGCCGUGUCAAGUCCUGGAAAAUUCGAUGCGAGAAAAGCUAACUUCACGGCAUCUCAGAAUAUCUACGUACUGGUUCAGUGCAUUCCCGAUCUUACAAGACAAGAUUGUUCGACUUGUCUUCAAAUAUCCAUCAAUCAGUUGCCUCAGGACAGGGUUGGAGGAAGAUUUAUUUUGACUAACUGUAAUUCAAGAUUCGAGACUUAUCCGUUCUACAAUGAGACUGCAGUUAAAGCCACACAACCACCACCGCUACCACCUCCCGUUUCAGCUCCAGCACGACCAGGGAAAGGAGGGAAAACAAACGUGUUAGUGGUAGUCAUUGUUGUGUCAACUAUAGUGGUUAUUCUGCUUUUGAUAGCUGGUUAUUGUUUCUUCACAAAGAGGAAGAAGGAGGCUUAUGAUACAGCACCUGCAACUGAUGACACUGCUAAGGAAGUUCAGCUGGACUGGAAUGACAGAUACAAGAUCAUUGGUGGAAUUGCUAGAGGGAUUCUAUAUCUUCAUCAAGAUUCACGACUCACAAUCAUACACCGUGACCUCAAAGCAAGUAACAUUCUCCUAGAUGCAGAUAUGAAUCCGAAAGUUGCUGAUUUUGGAAUGGCAAGGAUCUUUGGAAUGGACCAGACUGAGAAGAGCACAAGGAGGAUAGUUGGUACUUACGGCUACAUGUCUCCUGAGUAUGCGAUGCGUGGCCAGUACUCAAUGAAAUCCGAUGUCUAUAGCUUCGGAGUGUUAGUUCUUGAGAUUAUAAGCGGCAAGAAAAAUAAUAGCUUCUUCGAGACAGACGGAGCACAAGACUUGGUUACAUACGCAUGGAGGCUCUGGAGGAAUGAGAGAUCGUUAGACCUUGUGGCUCCGGUUAUCAGACAUAAUUGCCAGAUAAAUAAAGUGGUUCGAUGCAUCCAUAUCGGUCUUUUAUGUGUUCAAGAAGAUCCUGCGAACCGUCCAACCUUAUCAACCAUCGUUAUGAUGCUCAGUAGUAACACUGUUACUUUACCAGUGCCUAAGCAACCAAAGUUUUUCGCUCAGAGUAGACCCAACAAGGACCUGACUGAUUCAGGACAAUCUACUAAAAGCAACUCUGUCCCUUGGUCGAUUGACGACGCAUCAAUCACUGAAUUAUAUCCUCGUUGAAAAUGAAAGGCCUAUAGCAACAUGUGGUAUUGGAGGUUAUUUUAAAACUUGUUUCCUGUAGAAAUGUAUGUAGUUGUAACUAGAAGUAUAUAUAUAAAAUAUAAGCUAUCUGCAACUGUGUGGAGAAAUAAAUCCAAGAUCAUGCGAG
Molecule: messenger RNA, 1318 nt
Organism: Eruca vesicaria subsp. sativa (arugula)
Lineage: Eukaryota; Viridiplantae; Streptophyta; Magnoliopsida; Brassicales; Brassicaceae
Source: the annotation of a GenBank genome assembly